Molecule: messenger RNA, 1661 nt
Organism: Bursaphelenchus okinawaensis
Lineage: Eukaryota; Metazoa; Nematoda; Chromadorea; Rhabditida; Aphelenchoididae
Source: the annotation of a GenBank genome assembly
AUGGUUCUCAAUUAUGCAUCAAGAUUGUUUUGGAAACGAUCUCUUAUUGAUAAGAAGAUAAAAAACAGCCACGCUUUGAUGUUAGCUAACGGUUUCUUCUAUCAAACAUGUAAGUAUUUAGGUAACGUCGUUUGAGGUUUAGAUGGUAACUUACAUUAAAAAGCUAAUACUUUUUAAUAUAACGACAUUGGUUUAGGUAAGGGUCAAUUUGCUUUUUUGCCAUUGGGUCAGCGGGUUUUGGACAAGUUGUCAUUAUUAAUUGAAGCAGAGUUGAACAAUAUUGGUGGCCAGAAGUGUUCUCUUCCUUCGAUGGCACCUGCUUCUUUGUGGAAGAGAACUGGACGGUGGCAGGAGUAUGGAAGUAUAAUGUUUAAGUUAAAAGAUCGAGAAAGAACGGAGUUCUGUUUGCAACCGACGGCCGAAGAGAUGAUGACAGAUAUUGUGGCCAACUAUGGCACUAUCACUCCGGGAGCAUUGCCUUUGUUGUUAUAUCAGGUAACCGAAGUUUUAUGGUUUAUUAUAUUUUAGACUACAGAAAAGUAUCGCAACGAAGAGCGCCCAGAGUUCGGGAGUAUCAGAUGUAGCCAGUUUCUGAUGAACGAUCUAUAUUCUUUCGAUGUCGACAAAGCAACAGCUUCAGAAACAUACGGGGUAGAUAUUGUUAACAGUAUUUGUGUUUUUAGUAGGAGUUUUUUUAGAAUUUAUGCCAUUUUUAGGAACUUUUUGAAUUAUUAAUAUAUUUUAGGUAAUAUCAGCUGUUUACAAAAGGAUUCUAUUUAAUCGACUAGGAUUAAAUGAAACUCGGAUGGUUGAAGCUGACAACGGCGACAUGGGUGGAGAUGUAUCUCAUGAGUACCAUCUACCGAACGUGGCGGCUCAAGAUCACAUUGGUGUUUGUAACACUUGUGGUUCAUCUAGGUUAUGGGGACCUGAUGUUACAUGUGAGCCAUGCAACACAGUGAUGCAGAAGAUGCCUACUAUUGAAAUCGGACAUACGUUUAUGUUAGGAACGCGGUACACUGAAGCAUUUGGGGCUAAAGACGAGGGCGGUGUACCUUAUUUUAUGAAUUGUUUUGGACUUGGAGUAACCAGGUUGUUGGGGGCGAGGUAAGCUGGCUUUAGUUGCUUCUUUUCUGUGAAAGAUACUUAUAGAUUUAUGUUGGCUAAAUUAUUUUUUAAAUUUAGUAUUGAUUUGUUGUCGAGUGCCACAAUAAUGCGGUUGCCAGAAGCCUUAAGCGUGUUCAAGGUGGCCAUUAUCCUGCCUAAGCCUAUAAGUACUUCUUCGGCAUCGUUAGACUUUGCUUAUUCGAUUAUGAAUGAUCUCGAUGAUUUCGAACAUUUGAAAGAUGACAUUCUUAUUGAAGACAGGACUCAAAAGAGUGUUGGUCAGAGGUUAACCCACUUAAAUCAGCUUGGCAUACCCCAUAUCUUUGUAGUUCAAGCGAAAAAGUCAUACAAGCCGCAUGACACCAUCAGGAUCGAAUAUUUUAGGUAUGUUUUAAAUAUACAUUUCAAUUUUUAUUUCAUACUUUUGUAUCUGUAAAUUUUUUUGAUGAUGAUGUUGUUGUAGGACAGAACCUCGCUCAUUUGAAUUGAUCGACUGCGGAAUCCUAAAUCAUUCUCAAAUGUUUGAUGUGUUACGCAACAUUGAUAGGAAAUAA